This is a messenger RNA of Patiria miniata (bat star), 3425 nucleotides long. Its product is annotated as transmembrane protein 45B-like. Bases 152 to 1018 code for a protein of 288 amino acids. The record is from RefSeq and is a predicted model, not a curated record. Lineage: Eukaryota; Metazoa; Echinodermata; Asteroidea; Valvatida; Asterinidae. The transcript is spliced from 2 exons.
GUUAGUUAAUUAUUGUAUUAUUAACUACGGAGGGCGCCCUUUUCAUAUUUUGUGUGUGUACGUGCAAAACUCAAGAUCCUGGAGUUGGCCUCGUAUUCAACUGAGAUUUCAUCAGAAGUUUUAAAGGUUGAAGCCCUCAUAAUCUUGAACCAUGGGAACGUGGCCAGGACAUGCUUUGCCAGGUGCUUUCUUUAUUCUGUACGCCAUCUGGUGGAUGGUCCAGUUCACCUAUGAGAAGGUUGCUCUUGACAACGGGCGGUUGCAGCCCUCUGGUCGCAUCCUUCGUCGAUUGCAUCGCUGGCCUAUCGAGGGGGCGACCAUUCUGGCAGCGGGGAUCAUUGGGUUUAUAGCUGAGAUGAUGUACCCUAUCCCCAAGUGGACUCUGAUCGGCGCUGAUGGUCAGUUCAAGCAUCCAGCUGAGUGGCAGCACUGCACCAUGUACACAUUCUUCUCGGUGUACGGCUUGGUGGUGACGCUGUCCAAAACCUGCCUGCCCCAGGCCGAGCGCUACACCAAGAUCUUUGGUAGUCUGGCAUUCUUCAUUGAAGGUAUGCUGUUCUACUUCCACACCCAUGGCCGAGCGGAUCUGGAUAUCCACCUGCAUUUCCUGCUGGUCAUCGCCAUAGCCUUCUGCGUCAUCUUAACCCUGGCUGAGGUCUGGUGCCCGAAGGACGACCGCAUCCGAGUCAUGCGCUACACGGCCACACUCCUGCAAGGCACCUGGUUCUUCAUGGUGGGCACCGUGCUAUAUUGGCCACCCUCCGGUAAGGAGUGGGACGAGGAGGACCACCUCAACGUGAUGUUCAUCACCGUGGCAUUCGCCUGGCACCUCCUCUUUGACAUCAUCAUUAUGGUGGUUGUCUAUGGGGUCAUCAGGAGCCUCCUACAUCUGAUGGGGUGUGCUGGUGUGCGGUAUCGGCCCAUGAACAACGGUGCAGAGGAAAUUGAGUUUGAAAGCACAAAGCUUAUGGACAAUGGCAAACCAGGUCAUGUUGGAUCAGACGUUGAGAGUGACUAGACGUCUGUCAGUCAUGAAGCCAAAAAAGUUCCUACAUUGUAAAUUAGUACCAAUUCAAUUAUAAAGAAUGUAACAAUUAAAAGUCUGUAUUCGAAGCUUGACCAAAGAAAUUGUAAGAUCUUACAAACCAAGGCUGUGCUGAAUAUUUGUAGUAUUCGAUCAUCCACUGAACAUUUUUCCGAUUCAAAUACUCAAUCAGUGUGAUGUCAUUUAAAUGGGAUAAAAUAUCAUUUAAAAAAAUUGUUUAGUAUCAACAGCUAGUCAGCUACAACAACAAAAAUAUCUUGAGAUACACACAUGAAUGUCCUUAAUGGUUUAAUAUAAAGCUUGUUGUGCAUGCAAAUCCUGAUCAGUCAAUCAUUUAAUUCCCGAUGAAUGCACGCAAAUUUUAACCAGGGUGUGUGCAUGCACCUCCUGAAUGGCACAGACUGGCACAUGCUGACACAUACAUAUGCAGUUUAGGCUGAUGCAUGUGAAACGUGCUAAGCAUAUUUGAAUGUUUGAUGGAAUCCAAGUCUGAAAAUCUAAUACUAAAUAUUACGAAAUGCACAGCCCUACAGUUAAUGAUUAAAGUUAAAAAAAUUGUUGUGGCAUACCGAGGUACCUUAUAUAUAUUUGUCCAAUAUAAGUUACAAACUACAAAGAAUUGAUUUGAGUCCAAGAAUUUGUCACAUAAUAUAUGUGCUACUGUAAAUUAUUUUUCAAGCAAUUUAUUUUCUUGUUAUAACCUGAAACUGCUACAUUUUUUCCUAACAACCUCUCGGAGUUUGCUAAAAUCAAACACUGCGGAUCAUACUUUUUACGUCAUCAAAAUUAUCACAUAAAGCCCCAUGGAAAGUGACGGUGCUGACAUUGUACAGUACUGAAUCCUUUAAAAUCAAACUAGUUUGAUUUUGGCAUUUGGGAGGAUUAGGAAUGAGGCAAAGCAUAGGCCUGUAUGUGCAUGUGUAGCAAUUACAAAGUGUUCAUUAAUCACAUGGUAAUUUUGAGAAGGUUUGUGUUCUUUAAUCUUUUUAUUGAUUCAGGCUAUUCUAAAAAGGGCAAAGUUCAAACUUGUGGUGGAGCACUUUGUACCAAAGUACAAGUACAUCUAAACAUGACUUUGGCACAGUGGAAUUGUCAAUUUCAGUUAAAGUUUGGCUCUCUUUAAGCUCAGUCCCUGUUGUAUAUUUGCAUUUCAACAACUGAGUGCUUUGUCUGUUUUUAACAAGUAAACCACGAUGAGUCAGAAACAGAUGGUCAAAAGUGUACGGCGUGUGAUACCACAGACUACUUGUACUAUGCCAUUGUAUGCAAUGUGAACCCUAAACCUUGUUUAAUUAAUAGAUUUUGUACCUGCACUCCAACAGAUUGCAGCAGUCGAACCAACAUAAUCCAACAAGUUGCAUAAGCCUUGUUGAACAGAUGAUCAAAGUCCGACAAAUUACAAAUUACAUGCACAGUUCUUGGACCUUGUUUGUCUAUAAGGCAUGCAUGUAGGGUUAAUAUGGAUAAGUCAUGUAAAUAGCUGCACACAGAAUACAUGCGCAGUUGACAAUGAACACACUACACAUGUAGGUUGUAAGCUUUGUUUCUCAACUUUUCAUUGUGUAUCCAAUGGUGUCAAAAUAAAACCACACACACAACAAAAUGCAUACAGAUACAGAGUCUAAAUUGUCCCUGUACAAAACUUACCUAUGGACAAUAAGAUAUUUAUUUUCUGCCUAUUAAAUUGAUGGAAUAUUGGCCAUUGAUGGACGUUGUUCUCUGUUGCUUCACUUUUCACAUAAAUCUAUUGACCUCUGUGUCCUGUUGAUACUAUUAAUUAACAUAUUCUGUGUGCACAUGGUUGUGGGAUUUUUUUAAUAGGUGUCAAAUUUUUUUUGAAUGGUAAUUGGGUAAAAGUUUUUUGUCAUAAACUGUCAUUUGCUUAGUUAUAAUAGAGCAAGUGUGCUCUCUCAUCUAUAGCAAAGAAUCUACAUUUAGUUGGCAUGUGUGUAAAAUUGGUCACAUAAAUUGUAUAGCACCACUUAAAAAAACAGUAGAACUAGAAAAAAAAACACCUAGAUUUGCCAUUGUGUGUGUUAUACGUAUACAUGUACAUAUCAGCUGAUCUACAUUCCGUCAUAUAAUAUGUGUUAAAAAAAUGUUCUUUUUUGCAAUCUAAUUACAAGACAAUGAAAUUAUUUAUUGAGAUGCAUAUUUUUUUUGGAUUGAUUAUGAUUGUUUUAUCCAGGAAGUUAUCAAUUUGAGUAGUGUGGAUUAUGAGGCAUUUAUUCAAAAUAAUCCAAAGAAUUUAUUAAUGAACACGGAUAGCUGAGAAGUCACUCGAAAGGCUGCAGACUGCAUGAUGUGUUCUGAAGUGAAAUGAAACAUACUGGAAACAAUCAUUUUUAAUUUUCUUAAUUCAUUGACAACUGCUUGGGCC